Grosmannia clavigera kw1407 is the source of this 1371-nucleotide messenger RNA. RefSeq lists its product as uncharacterized. The transcript is spliced from 2 exons. Lineage: Eukaryota; Fungi; Ascomycota; Sordariomycetes; Ophiostomatales; Ophiostomataceae. The record is from RefSeq and is a predicted model, not a curated record. Bases 1 to 1371 code for a protein of 456 amino acids.
AUGGAUGAAAUUUACCGCUAUCUCGGUCAGUCGCAACGGCUCUGGGACCUGACCAUCUCGCCAACCUUUAGCACCAGCGUUCCCUUGACCGAGAUCUGGGUCAAUCGCCAAUGCACCGAGUCUGUUACGAGGCACCGCCAAGUGCCGGUGGCUGGCGAGGCGUUCAGGAACAGGCUGUGCGACUACCAGUCGGACGACGAUUCCUACUGCGUCCUGCGACUCGUGUACGUGCGUCUAGAUGCUCCAGACGGCGUAUCGGUAGCACUGCCGGAGUCAGAGUCGGCCUCGGCGUCUCCACUGUCGAGUGCUGACGUCCUGAGUCGGGUUCUGGAUGCUCUACAGCUUCGGGCUGCCUUUGACUUUUUUCCUAGCUGCUUCAACGGCGUCUCACGCGUGGUUGCCUCCAAGUUAGAGACAUCGUCUGCUGUCCGCUCUCUCUUCUCCCUUAGUUACCACCCGAAGCUGGCCGUUAUCUGGGGCUCUAACCGAAAGUCCCUUCCGAGAACCGUUGCCGUGUGCUUCGCCUACUCUGACGAGAUGGACACCCUCAGGAACCUGCUCGAGCGUCGCUGGCAUCUCGACGGCCACCCCAUGCUGCUGCCGUUUCUGUGCGCUCUGCUGCUGAGCUGCGGCGUCGACACGACCCACCAGCGCGUCAAGAAGGCUGUGCGCGAGACCGAAGUCCGCACCGGCCAUCACCAGUUUGCUAACCGCAGCGAGGCGCCGGCCGUACAGGAGCUGGGCGCGCUGUCAGCAAAGAUGAACGGCUGGACCAGCAAGCUCGCGGCGCUCGUUCGCAAGAUGCGCAUGAUCGACACCCUCUGCGCCUUUAUGCUGCAGCAGAUGAAGCAGGCCAGUCAGACCAGGGACAUAGACCAGCAUGCUAUCCUUUGGAACCAUAUGGUCGUACUGCAGCACCGCACAGAGAUGCAGCAGAUCGAUACAACCUAUGUCCAGCAGCGCGUCCAGACGCAGGCCAAUGCUAACGACAGCAUCUUCUCUAUAGGCAUUGCCCGCGACAGCAAGCUCAUCUCCGUCUCUUCCCAGAACGAUGCCUCCUCCAUGAAGACCAUUGCCAUUGUCACCAUGCUCUUCCUCCCUGGCAGCUUCGUUGCCUCCGUCUUCUCUAUGCCCGUCCUCGACUGGUCUAGCCACGACGCUCAGGGCAUCGUUGGCACCCGCUUCGGGAUUUUCUGGGCCAUCACUAUUGCGCUGACUACCCUUACCUUUGUCGUCUAUGCCCUCUGGGUCCUGGCUAACAAGCGCUGGCGGGUGCAGGAGACCAGAAAUAUUGUUGCCCCCCUUAUGGAGUUCAAGAACAUGGAGGAAUCUCGCCGGCUGUCCAUGAAAAGAGAAGCUAUCAUCCCUUGA